AGCACUUAUCCCUGCCCACUUGUGAUGAUGAAUCACAGUUACAGCUGUGUCUGUGAAUUAACUGAUCUUGGAGAAUACGACGAAUAUCUCAUAGAACUUUGUGAUGAAUCUGGCUGCGAUGUUGUAGAACAAGAAUUUAAACCAUCAGAGAACAUUCAGCUGACACCCCCACAAGUUGAGGUCCAAGAAACACCUUUCAACAUCAGUUGGAAAAGUGGGUACAAAAACCAUAUUGCCCUUAGAGAACACAUUAAAUAUGAACUCCUACUUCAAACAUCGCAAGGCGACGAGAGCAAACUUCUUCAUUUUGAUCAACCUGACACUACCUACCUAACAGUGAAAAGAUCAAUACUUAAACCAGGUGCUAUUUAUUGUGUUAAAAUGAGAUCUAAACCUGGAAUUAACUAUCAAUUGUCAAUUUGGAGUGAAUGGAGUCAACCAAAAUGCGUGAAAAACGGAGCAGAGAAAGAACAAGAUAAUGAAUUAGUCAUUUUGAUGAAAUAUCUGGGCCCAGUGUGUGUGGCUUUUGGAGUCCUGCUGUUUCUAUUCUUCAGUCCCGCUGCAAGAAUGAAGAUUAAAACUCUAUCCCAGACGCCAUCGCCAGCGCCGUUCUUCCGACCUCUUUUUCAACAACACGAAGGAAAUCUCCAGGAAUGGCUCACACCUAAAAGCCAAUUCGUGCUAACAUACAAACCCGAAGAGAUAUUGAUAACCGAUACUGUGAUCGUCAUGCCAAAACCCGUUGCAAAGGGACCAGAGGAGAACCAGGACCUGCACAAUCCUUCAGUAACACAUCUGACAUUCACUCAGUGUCAGACCUCUUACGUUGGUUUACCUGGGAUACAUGACGUGUCCCCACCUUUAACCAUGAUCUGUGCUGCGGAGACAUCUUACACUCAGCUCCCUUGCACUGUCUGGGUUGUUGGUUCUGAAGAAGCAGAAGUUGUCCCGUCUCCACCUAAAGAUCUCCUCAACAUCAGCCAUGCAGACUCUGGCUGCAGCUGUGAGGAGCUGAGCCAAAGCUUGGAGUGCAGUGAACCAAGCAGUCCUGUCGUUGACAGUCCACCACCGUGUUACUGCACUGAUUACUGCAUUCUGAACAAAACAGCAGAAGGGUUUGCUCCUGUUUUAGUGUCCAAAGGAAGCAGCCUGAAUGUCCCCUCUGAUUCCCCGCAAGAGGGUAAGAGCUAAAAAUAAGAAGUUUUUAAGAACUUUUAACCGGUUCAAAAAAGAGACACCACAUCACCCCAAUCCUGGCACACUUACACUGGUUGCCAGUGAAAUUUAGAGUUAAUUUUAAGAUUCUAUUAUUUGUUCACAAAGCCCUAAAUGGUUUAGCUCCCCAAUAUAUUUCUGAUCUCUUAGUUCACUACCCUGCCCCCAGAUCUCUCAGGUCAUCAUCACAUCGGCUCCUCUCAGACCCCAAUUCGCGCCUAAAAACUAAAGUGACCGUGCCUUUUCUGUAGCUGCCUCCAAGCUCUGGAAUA
Larimichthys crocea (large yellow croaker) is the source of this 1487-nucleotide messenger RNA. Its product is annotated as interleukin-2 receptor subunit beta. Bases 25 to 1191 code for a protein of 388 amino acids. The transcript is spliced from 6 exons. NCBI's taxonomy places the organism in Eukaryota, Metazoa, Chordata, Actinopteri, Sciaenidae. Gene Ontology annotation, molecular function: cytokine receptor activity; protein binding. Gene Ontology annotation, biological process: immunoglobulin mediated immune response; cytokine-mediated signaling pathway. Gene Ontology annotation, cellular component: external side of plasma membrane. The record is from RefSeq and is a predicted model, not a curated record.